Nematostella vectensis (starlet sea anemone) is the source of this 2510-nucleotide messenger RNA. Its product is annotated as zinc finger protein ZFP2. Gene Ontology annotation, molecular function: RNA polymerase II cis-regulatory region sequence-specific DNA binding; DNA-binding transcription factor activity, RNA polymerase II-specific. The record is from RefSeq and is a predicted model, not a curated record. The transcript has 3 exons. Bases 78 to 2456 code for a protein of 792 amino acids. Gene Ontology annotation, biological process: regulation of DNA-templated transcription. Lineage: Eukaryota; Metazoa; Cnidaria; Anthozoa; Actiniaria; Edwardsiidae.
CCUUUAUAGUUAAUAAUUCCGCUACAUUUGGGAAACUUCGAUCAACAGUUCGGUUGCUUGGUUCGUUAGCAUUCAAAAUGGCGGACCCUUCCACUUCGUUUGUGUCGAAUGAGACACCUGGAGAAGUAGCAAGGACAAUAGAACUUGUUGAAUCUGUGUUGCAGUCCAACAUCACAACUGAUGCCCUACUGAUCUCACAAGCCCAGAUACAUUCUCCACCUGUAUGGCUUGGGACUGAUCCUGCCUGCCUGGCUAGUGGCAUAUCUCAGAUAGAGGGUUUUACUAAAGUCUUGCCAUCAGGAAUCAAUGAUGUCCCUCAGCCUAAUAAGACAGGAAUGAAUACAGAAAAAGUUCAAGUUGAGCACAACAGUCCAACUCAAACAGAAAAAAAGAUAAGUAAAGAAACAGAGCCUUUGAAAACACAAAAUGCCUUGUCUGAUGAUAAACAAGCCUUAAAGCCAUAUGCAUGCUCUACUUGUGGAAAGUGCUUCAAGACAAAGUCGCAGUGUUGCCGCCAUGAACAGGGUCACCUCGGUGAGAGACCAUAUGAAUGUGACGAGUGCCAUAAGCGGUUCAAACACAAGUGGACUCUGAAAGAUCAUGUAAAGCUACACAAUGACAACUUAGAGAAGCCUCACAAGUGUGACCUGUGUAACUGGGCCUUCUUACUUAAAAAGGAUUUAAGAAGACAUAUGCUGACCCACACCAAGGAAAAGCCUUUUGCAUGUUCAACUUGCAACAAGGCGUUUGCAACCAAGCAGACACUAAUAGUGCACAUCCGUGUGCAUACAAAUGAAAGGCCAUUUGUGUGCAAUGAGUGUGGAAAAGCUUUUAAGACCAGCGGUGAUCUUGGGGUUCACAAGCACCUCCAUUCUGGCAAAAGACCUUUUAAGUGUGAACAAUGUGACAAAGGCUUCUUGAAAAAAUCCUCCCUCACAUAUCAUCUCACUCUACACACAGGUAAAAGACCUUACCAGUGCCAAGAGUGUGGGAAAUCUUAUAGGUUAAGAUCUGAGCUUAACUACCACGAACGCAGUCACAAGUGUGUAUUCCCGUGUAAAGAGUGUGGGAAAUCUUUUCGGUCCAGUUAUUUGCUUGAGGUCCACCUCCGCAGACAUGCUAUUAAAACAAAAUGCAAGUAUUGUAAAGAGGGGUUUGCAACACAUAAGGAGUUGGAAACCCAUGUGUUAUCGGUCCAUUCAGAUGCUCUUGUGAGUUGCAAAUUGUGUAAUGAGUUGUUUGAAGGUGAAAAGCGGCUAAGAGUUCACAUAAGCAAAUCCCAUCAGGAGGAAACUACAAAAUGCACAUUUUGUAGGCAAAGGUUCAUUACACUCAAAGAAUUGGAAGGCCAUCUGUCAUCAAACCACUCGAAUGUUUUAUUAAAGUGUGACUCAUGCAAUGAGAUGGUUACAGGCAAAAGGGCGCUAAGAAAUCACAUGAAGAAAGUCCAUCAAACUUCAACAACAAAAUGCGAAUUUUGUAAAAAGGAGUUCACAGCGCUUGAAGAUUUGGAAAGGCAUGUGUCAUCUAACCACGACUUGAGUUGCAUAUUUUGCAGGAAGUUGUUUCACGGGAAAAGUCUGCUGGAAAGGCAUGUAAGUAAAAGACACAAAGAAGGCACCAAACCCUCGCCAUCUAAGAAGAUUAGAAUGGUUUUACAAGACCACUCUUCACAAACAGGGAUACAGGAAAUGAUUGUUACAAUGCCUGAUCAUAGUCAGCAGAAUAUUUACCAAGAAUGCGUAAAUAUAGAGGAUUGUCAUGGUGACCUGGAUUCUCACAACGAAAGUCCAUCUCAACCAGAAGCAGAUACUGGUGAAGAAGAAGAGUCGGCAGGAAUGCAUGAGUCUUCAGAUGAGAAAACCUCAGAGGAUGCUGAUGAAGGUUUUAAAACCAGAAGUAAUCAACAUGAUCAUCAAUGCCACCGUCGCACCAGUGAUAGACAACUCAAGUGUGAUCAGUGUGGUAAAGGCUUCUUGAAGAAAUCCUUCCUCACAAGGCAUCUAAAAGAACACGCUGGCAAAAAAGCACAUCAGUGCAAGGAGUGUGGUAAGACCUUUAAGUCCAGUACUACGCUCAACCUCCACAAACGCAGACAUGCAGGUCCACAGAUUUGUGGAAUCUGCAGCAAGGAGUUUGCGACGAAAAAGAAGUGCAUUGCUCACUUUAUCACAGAGCACCCAUGUCCUGAGUGUGGGCGGACAUUUAGAACUAUGCACACUCUAGAAAAACACAAGGAGUCUCAUAGAAUCGUGGAACAGGAAAUGUGGAAAUGCAACUGGUGUGAGAAGAGUUACACACGAAAGAGUAAUCUCACAGCACAUUUAAAAAUGCACAAAAACAAGAAACCUUUCUCUUGCAAAGCCUGUGGGAAGUCGUUUUUCUACAAGUCAAGUUUGGUGAAUCAUAAGUGUAUGAACGUUUCAAGCACAGACAAAGAUGAAUCCAUUGAUUAGAAAUGUUGAUUUGGAAUAGGACCACACCUUCCACAACCUAACAACAUAAAGCCA